Hordeum vulgare subsp. vulgare (domesticated barley) is the source of this 335-nucleotide messenger RNA. Its product is annotated as signal peptide peptidase-like 5. The record is from RefSeq and is a predicted model, not a curated record. Bases 96 to 335 code for a protein of 79 amino acids. NCBI's taxonomy places the organism in Eukaryota, Viridiplantae, Streptophyta, Magnoliopsida, Poales, Poaceae. The transcript is spliced from 3 exons.
GCGGCGUUGCUACAGGUUCCCUGCUUGACUGGUGGUCUUUCGUUACUGUGCGGCGUUGAGAGCAUGCUUCAGCCUUGGCUACUAAUGACGCAGGUAUGUUUUGCUUCCACACUAGCACUAUGUAUGAAGUGCAAAGCUGGGUGGGCGGCCACGAGGGCGAGGAGUUCGUCGGCGUCGGCGCAUGCUUCGGCCCCAAGAUCGUCUCCAAGGAGAAGCAGGCCACUAGGAAGCCGCUCACCCUCGCAGACCCCAUCCACGGCUGCGCGUCUCCCAAAAUCAAUCUAAAUCAGGACAUGCAUGCUAUUUCUGGAAAAAGAUCCUCCGCUAUUGGCUAG